GAACGACAGACGGGAGAACCUGCGCGGGGGAAGAAACUGCUUAGCCUCCCACCCGUGUGAUGGAGUCUUCCCACUUAGAUGUGCCGCCUGCAGGAAGAGAGAAACCAUACGCGUGUGAUACAUGUGGACACAGAUUCGCAAUAGAGAAGCAUCUGCAGACCCACAUGCUCAUUCACACAGGAGAGAAACCCUAUGCGUGUGAUAUUUGUUUCUAUUCAUGUUCUAAAUUAAGUUGUAUGAAAGUGCACUUUCAAACUCACACAGGCGAAAAGCCUUAUGCAUGUGACACAUGUGACUACAGGUGCACUCAACUAUCCCGUCUUAAGUCACACAAGCGAAUUCACACAGGAGAGAAACCCUAUGCGUGUGAUACAUGUGACUACAGGUGCCGUCACCUAUCCAGUCUUAAGACACACAUACGAACUCACACAGGAGAGAAACCCUACGUGUGUGACAUUUGUUCAUAUUUAUGUUCUCACUUGAGUCGUCUGAAGGUGCACUUUCGAACUCACUCAGGUGAAAAGCCCUAUGCAUGUGACAAAGGCGAGUACAAAUGUACGUCAUCAAAGCAACUCAAGAGACACAAGCGCAUUCACACAGGCGAAAAGCCUUAUGCAUGUGACACAUGUGACUACAGGUGCGCUCAACUAUCCAAUCUUAAGACACACAUGCGAACUCACACGGGAGAUAAACUCUAUGCAUGUGAUGCGUGUGACUACAGAUGCUCUAAAGUGGCUAAACUCAAGCGACACAAACGCAUCCAUACAGGAGAGCAACCCUACGUGUGUGACAUUUGUUCAUAUUCAUGUUCUCACUUGAGUCGUCUGAAUGUGCACUUACGAACUCACUCAGGUGAAAAGCCCUAUGCAUGUGACAAAUGCGAGUACAAAUGUACGUCAUACAAAGCUCUUAAGCAACACAAGGGCAUUCAUACAUGAGAGAAACGCUAUGCAUGUGAUACGUGUGACUACAGCUGCAGUCAACCCGCAAAUCUCAAGACACACAAGCUAACUCACAUGGGAGGAAAGCCCUAGACACGUGAUAACACACUGCCAAUGACAUAGCUACUGCUUGCACGUGAUAUGUGUGGAUAUAUUUGCUCUCCAGGAUCGCUGCUAUUCUCAUAUGUUGUUUUAACCUCCCCCAUCUUUCAUUAGGGCUUAAGUGCUUAGUGCGCUAUAGAUGUAAAGAUAUAGCUGCCAGUUUUGUUUUUAACUUGCUGUGCUUUAGGGAAGGCCAGCGCCCUUAUAUAUUGCAUAGUUGACAACGGAAUGCUGACUAGAGUGUGGCUUGUAAGUUCGUACUGUGUAAGCUUAGUCUAAAAAGGGAAGUGUCAAAAAUCUGUGUGAGUGGGUGUGUGUGUGGUAUAAAUACAUAUAAUUGGUAAUAAUUAUUAA
This is a messenger RNA of Priapulus caudatus, 1397 nucleotides long. RefSeq names its product zinc finger protein 525-like. The transcript has 2 exons. Lineage: Eukaryota; Metazoa; Priapulida; Priapulimorpha; Priapulimorphida; Priapulidae. The record is from RefSeq and is a predicted model, not a curated record. The coding region runs from base 60 to 938 and encodes 292 amino acids. Gene Ontology annotation, molecular function: DNA-binding transcription factor activity; RNA polymerase II cis-regulatory region sequence-specific DNA binding. Gene Ontology annotation, biological process: regulation of transcription by RNA polymerase II.